CAAGCAUCGAACAAGAGAAUAUUGUAGUUGAUUGUUUGAAAAAAAAAGUAAUUAUUUGUUAUCAAGUUUAAAAGAAGGAAUCAGUUUCUUUCAAAAUAUGAAUUACAUAACCAGUGUGGGAAAGGAAAGCAUUGAGGAUAAAGGAAAACAGGUAAAAAAGGAGGUGAAACGCCCAGAAAUGCAGAUCUACAGGCCUGGUAUGGGACUUCGUGGAAAACAUGGAAACAAAAAUGGUGAGAAUAGAACCAGCAGCCCAGUUGAUGGAGGGUCCUCAAGUGGUUCAAGAUAUGUCUCUACGCCAAGUCCAACCUCUUGUAUUGAUGAUAAAGGUCAGUCUGGACAACUGGAAAGAAGAGUAACAGAUUUAAGUUUGCAUGAUUCUAUUGCAUCAAAAAAGCAUACUCCUGAAGAUGUGGAUUCAAAAAAAGGAAGGUCAAGACGUCCUGAUCAACAGGUCUAUGUUCCAAGGGCAAGAGUUGCAGCUUUACAAGAAGGAGGUGAGAAGGUUAAAGAAAAGGAAGUUGUAACAAAUAUGGAAAAUAAAACACAGAAAAAAGAAAGUUUUCUUAAAGGAUCAGAUAUAAAAAUGUCUGACAUGGAGAAAGUAAGACAAAGUAAAUCUCCAACUCAGCGACAUUCCCUAAAACAGGGACACAGACGUGGUAGAACUAUUAGUGGCAGCAGUUUGAAAGAUAGCUCUUCAGACUAUUUGUUACCUAGCAAAAGUUUGCAGAAACAUACAAAAGAGGACUAUAGCUUAGAAAACUGGGAAAAUGAAUCAAUUGUUGAAGAGAGACACGUGAAUGUCAGUUUGUCAAAACCACCAACAGGAAUUCAAAAAGUAACCAAUGGAGAUACAAGAUCUUCAAGUCAAAAACAGCCAAAAGAACCACCAGAUAAGAAUUUUCUAUAUCAUUCUGGUGUUGAAAACAAAGGGGAAAGUUACAAUGAUGAUAAAAAGUUCCAGAGAAGUUUGAAAAACCAUCACAGAAGAUAUAGUGGAAGUUCUCAGAAAUUAGUGAAGUCACCUGAGCGUGCUCAGUUUAAAAACAGAAAGUCUCCGGAAAGACUGAAACACAUUAGUUCUGGUGGCAGGGCAUCUGCAUUGAGUGUUCAAGAAAUUGAAUUAGAAGAUUGGGAUGCUGAAUCGAUUCCUCUAGAAAAAAUAAUUGCUCCCACGAGGGCAUAUAGCCAAGAAGAUAUUCGUCACACUAGUGACUUGGACAAGGCACAUGACUUUCACCAUAUACAAACUGAAGAACGGACAUCUAAUCGAGUAGAACCUCUAAACUCAAAAUCAUGUUAUGAUGGAGAAAAUGUUAAAGAAAAAUUAAAUAAUAGCUUAGAUGACGAGUUUUGCUAUAGUGAGAACUGGAGUGAAGCAGUAGAGGAAUAUCACAGAAUUCAUGAUAAAGAUCAGUCAAAGCACAAAAUUCAGAUAGUAGGAAUCAUAAAUCAGGAAGGUAACUUUAAGAAAGAGAUAGUGUCAAGAAAUGAACUGAAUACUCAUCAUCAUACGCCUGGAGAUGAAAGUAAUAGACAGAGCAGGAAGCAUCAUCAUCAUCACCGUACUCGUGAAAUUACAAGUAGUCAUAUAAAAGAGGAGAAAAGAUUACAUCAUGACAGUGAUUUUCUGUCCAAUCUUCCACCGCGUUUUCAGAAGAUGAGGGAGGCUUCAAAACAGAGAACUCAUUAUACUGAUAAUCAUGAAGUCAGGGGUGGUGGGAUCAUUAAACUUCCAAAUUCACCCCCUUCUCCUCCUUCUAUGCCUUCUCCGUAUCCUUGCACUUUGGAAAAUCAUCCUAGUGAUGGUGAACCUACUCCAGUUGUCCAGAAACACCUUUUUAAUCCAAACAAUCCUAAUAAACCUGUGAUUGUCAUCAAACCCCAGCCACAGGCUAUCCCAUUUGUUGGUGUGAUGGAAAACUUGAUGGACCCUGUGCCACAAACAGUACCAUUUUCAAAUGUACCUUUUCCUACCCCAUUCUGUCAAGUCAGUUCUUCGGCACAACAUCUUCCUUUAGUACAUCAUCCUCCAGGCCCCUAUGGAUUUACAGCCAUGAAUACUUAUCCACAAGCUUCGUCACCAGCUGGGUUUCCAGCAAUAGUGGAACAGUCUUUCAUGCAAGAUAGUCAUAGAAGAUUAAAACCUUUAGUGGAGAAAAAUCUUCAAGAUGCUGCUCUAUUAGAAAGGGAACUGGCAUCAUACAUGGCUAGAGGAUUGGAAAAUGUUGAUUUCAAGUUACUUGGACAGUGCCGUUGGAAACUUCAGUUGCGGUACGAAAAUAUAAUUCUGGCAGAUCCAAGGUAUUGUGCUGAAACUAACAUUGAGCAGUUGCUAUGGAAACAUGCCUUCCACCAAGUGAUUGAAGGGUUGCGUAAACAAAUGGAGGAACAACAGGAAACUAGAGAAGAAACAAAAAAGACUCUGAUUAGUCUCGUCGAUGAGGGUACAGUAUUUUAUGAAAACUUGUUGGAGAAGCAACAAGAAACAUUUGGUUUUAAUCUUAACCAACUUAUGGAAUCAGAGGAUGUAAAGAAUGGACACGGUCUUCAUGCUGCAAAUAAUGUAAUCCUGAUUAGCGUACAGAAAUUACUGAUCUAUCUUGGUGAUCUUGCACGUUACAGAGACCAGGCUACAGGUGCCAACAACUAUGGAAAAGCACGGAGCUGGUAUCUAAAAGCUCAGCAGAUAUUCCCCAAAAAUGGCCGUCCAUACAACCAGCUGGCUAUUUUAGCCCUCUACACGCGAAGGAAAUUAGAUGCAGUUUAUUUUUACAUGAGAAGCUUGGCUGCCAGUAACCCAUUCUUGAGUGCUAGGGAGAGUUUAUUAUCUUUGUUUGACGAAGCCAGGAAAAAGUUUGAGCACAUGGAUAAAAAGCAGGAAGAAGAGCGACUCACGAGGAGGCAACUGAAAGAAAGAGGGAAAAAUGAGGACGGUCUUAUUGAGGAGCGAUGUGAAAUAUGGAUUCGUUCAGAUGGAUCAAGUUCCCAGAGAUCCAACAAGACAGAAGAGGAAGAAGAAAAGGAUGAAUUGGGCAAAAUGUCAACUGUAGAUCUGAACAAGAGGUUUGUUUUGAGCUUCCUUCAUGUCCACGGGAAACUGUUCACUAAAGUUGGGAUGGAAACGUUCACUGAGACCACCAGCUUAAUGCUGAGAGAAUUCAGAGCUUUAUUACAUCGAACCCCAGCCCCCGUCAGUUCCACCCGUCUCAUCCAGUUACUAGCUAUUAACAUGUUCGCUGUGCAGACCACCUCCCUUAAAGACCAUUCUCUAGGACCACAAUGUCGAUCCUUAUUGCAAGAGCAAGCCUUACAAGUCAUGCUGGCCAUGGCUACCUUGUUAAUGGAAAGAGGAGUGAUGGGCUUACGAGAACAUAUGGACUCCUCGGAAUACCCAGAUCAAAUUGUUAGUGAGGACAUUGCACCACUUCUGCCUGCGAUAAAGGUGUGGGCAGACUGGAUGAGUUGUCAUAAGCAUCUUUGGAUGCCUCCUCCAGCAGCCACAGAUUUCAGAAUGGGGUGCAAGGGUGAUGUAUGGACUAAACUUGCUGAUCUCAUGACUGUCUUUGAACAGAUGGACCUUGAUGUUAAUGUAGUUAAAGAUAAUGACAGGUUUGAAGGUCACCAGUAUGAAAAGAUCAGUGUUCCAGAAGAUGGCCUUUUGUGUGGUUUUGUUCCUUUGCUGGAAGCUCCAAGGGAUACGUGGUAUGCUGAACGUCCAUUUGAUAAGGAUCGAGCGAUGCACUGCAUGAGAAUCAACUGUAUCAAGUAUUUUGGAGAGUACCUUUGCGGCAUCUCUACGCCCUACCUGGAGUUUGAUGUUGGAACUCGAUAUUUUAGUUCUCUCGUUACAGCUUCUUCUGAAGAAAACACGGAAACUGGUAACGACCAGACGUGCGAAUCUUCGGAUGAUGACGUUGUAAUAGAAGGUGGCUUUGAUGAGUGGGCUGCAGGUACUGAAGGAGGUAGCAGCAUUCCAAACAGUCAGCAGGAAACGGAGAUCCAACAGCUGUGGUCUCGGAAGGAGGAGCUUAAAAAGAAGAAAGCAAGACAAGAUAGACAUCAUGCUCAAGUCCAAGCUGUGCUGCAAGAAACCCAACAGAAACGUCCUACGGUGGUGGAAAUCCGUCCUCGUUAUCUUAUCCCAGACACCAAUUGUUUCAUCAACCACCUGGAACAUAUUCGCAAGGUGGCAAAAAUGUCACAGUUUAUUUUGGUUGUCCCUCUUGUGGUAAUUAACGAACUGGAUGGAUUGAGUCGAGGGUUAAGGGAAUCUCCUAACCAGACAGAAGAAAAUACCCGAAUGGUUGGUAGGAUGGCUUAUGAUGCUAUCAUGUUCCUGGAGUCCAGCUUUGCUGCACGUGAUCAACACUUACGAGCUGUGACGUCAAAAGGAUCGGUUCUUGACACUAUUAGUUUCCGCAGUGAAGACACAAGCAACAACAAAUGUACUAAUGAUGACCUUAUUCUCUCCUGUUGUCUUCACUAUUGCCAAGAUAGAGCAGAAAAUUAUAUGCCAAAAGACUCGGAUGCACCACUCCGACUUUACAGAGAAAUUGUGUUACUUACUGAAGAUAGAAACUUGCGAGUAAAAGCGUUAACCCACAAUGUUCCAGUCCAGGAUCUACCAGCUUUCCUUUCCUGGGCAAACAUCAGAUGAAAAAAAUAAAAUAAAGUGCCGACAAAGCCCCACUUUCUAUCUGUUCACACUGGGCCAGCGGUUCUUCAGCCAGUGUAGGUGAAGCAGCUGGCUGUACUUGGUCUCUUCGAUGUUCCCAUCACUCCAAGCACCGAUAUUGUCUAGAGGUGUCAUGUUGUGGGUGAUCCAUCUUAUCUGUGUAGCAUAGCCGCCAAUCAGCAGUUACUGCAAUAUGAUCCUAUAACGGAAGGGUUUCAUGUGGUUUUAAAGUUUUGUGCUUAUCAUGUUCUAGACACUUAGACUUUGAAGAAAAACUCUUCAUUCAUAAACUUUAAUGAUUUUAAUACUUUUUUUUUUUUUUUACUUUUGUGGGAUUCCAACGGUGAUGGUGAACUAACUUACUGACAAUUGUCCUCAAAUAUACCAACUUUUUAUAACAGAACAAGGUGAGUCACGGUCGUGUAAGGCAACACUCUUGAACAGACACGAUUAGACUUUACCAAACCAGCCAUCUGAAUAAAUAAUACAGAUUAUUUCAUGGAGCCGAGUAAUUGUGUGCCUAUUUCUGUGACACUGAAGUUCAAACUUGAAUUACCACUUCCCAGCUCAUCAGUUAAAACUCUGUAUACUCGAAUAUGCCUGGAUAUCAGUAUGUUCACAAAGGACAGGUAUUGUAAUGAUGGAGCUUGAUUAAUGACCACUAUCAGAACUUGGUCAUAAUGUUGUCUUUACUUAAUUAGUUUAAACUUGUGUUUUUGAUUUUUCGAGUGUUUCUUAGCUUACGAACUGAUCCGGCUGAAAAUAUGUACAACACUACAACCGAGGGCAUAAGAAUUUAACAUAUGUUUUGUUUUUGUGUUGUUAAACGCGAUAUUUGCAGAUUGUGGUAAUCUAUGAAUAUUGAGUACUUAAGUAUGUGAAUAAAUAAAUUGUUCAGUGACCUUCAA
Molecule: messenger RNA, 5589 nt
Organism: Limulus polyphemus (Atlantic horseshoe crab)
Lineage: Eukaryota; Metazoa; Arthropoda; Merostomata; Xiphosura; Limulidae
Product: telomerase-binding protein EST1A-like
Exons: 19
Coding region: 98-4663 (1521 amino acids)
Biological process (GO): nuclear-transcribed mRNA catabolic process, nonsense-mediated decay
Cellular component (GO): telomerase holoenzyme complex
Molecular function (GO): protein binding; telomerase RNA binding; telomeric repeat DNA binding
Source: RefSeq, a predicted model, not a curated record